AGGACUCUGAGUCCUCAUUGAGCCACUUCAAAGCCUGGGAAUGGGUCCCCUGGCCCCGCCCCCUGCAGGCUCCCCUUAAGAGGCCGGGACACCCCCUCUGGUCCCCUAAGCGCAGACGUCUCCCUCGACUCUCUCCCCAGUACACCUCUGGACUUACUGGACUGCUGACCUCCCGCCUAGCCGGUCUCCCCUGCCCACUGUCCGUCCUUCCUUCUUCCGUACCUGUGGAUUUUAAACUGCUUGCUCCCGACGUAUGAGCCCCGUCAGAAGGUGACUGGGCUGGUUAGACGCAAGGAACUUUGAUCAGGAUCUCGGCUUUCGUUCAUCUACUGCCGUUGGUCGCCCGGAGCAGUGAUGCAGUCCAUCAGAGGUAAGGGAUGAGCCCCGACAGGCUGGUUUCAGUUGUGCCGUUUCAGGCGUUUAUAGGGUACUGGGUAUUUGUGUUGGAACAACAGAAGCUUGAUGUCUGGUAGAGAAAGCAUUUUCAGAGAAACUGUUGAUGAUACCCACCUUCCGGGUUUCACUGUGACUCAGUUUCAGUGUGAAUGGAUCAGAGGCUUUGGCCAUUUCCCUGUUGAUACUCAAUGUCACAAAUCUCUCUGUCCUAAAACGAAGACCUGAAGCCCAACUUCAACAUCCCUCCUCCGCCGUCCAUGCCUGGCGGCCCAGAGCACUUCCACCAGGGCAGCAUCAAGAUGACCCUGGAGGACCCGGACCUCUGGAAGUCUUUCCAUGAAAUCGGCACAGAGAUGAUUAUCACCAAGCCCGGCAGGAGAAUGUUCCCACACUGCAAAGUCAACCUGUUUGGGUUGGUCCCCUAUGCCAAGUACAUCUUGUUGGUGGACAUGGUCCCAGUGGACAGCUUCAGGUAUAAGUGGAACAAGGACAAGUGGGAGGUGGCUGGGAAGGCGGAGCCGCAGCCCCCCUGCCGGACCUACCUGCACCCGGACUCCCCAGCCCCGGGCAGCCACUGGAUGAAGCAGCCUGUGUCCUUCCUCAAGCUCAAACUGACCAACAACACCCUGGACCAACAUGGCCAUAUCAUUCUGCACUCCAUGCACCGCUACCACCCCCGUUUCCACAUCGUCCAGGCGGAUGACCUGUACAGCGUCCGCUGGAGUGUCUUCCAGACCUUCACCUUCCCUGAGACCUCCUUCACUGCAGUCACGGCCUACCAGAACACCAAGAUCACGAAGCUGAAGAUUGACCACAACCCCUUCGCUAAGGGUUUCAGGGAUGAGGGCACCAACACAAAGCGACGUGCUAACAGAGGUCAGGCUGACCCCGAGAGAAUGGCCAAGAGAAUGCACACCAUGAAAACUGACCUCGAAAGCCCUGCAGACUUCCAGCGCUCCCCCUACGAGACGUACGAGGCCGAGCCCCCCAAGAGGAAGGAGGUGGAGGGGGUGAAGGAGGAGCGCUACUCCCCAUGGCCGGUGGCUGAGCGAGAGAACGGCCACAGCCUGCGCACGGCCGAGUCCCCGCUGGGGCCCGAGGGCAGAGACUUGUACAACGCAGAGCAGCUGGUGCCAGGGCAGACUGCCUACCCGCCAUACAGGUUCCAUGAAUAUGGCAAGUCCCCGUCGCCAUCCAACUCCAGCAUCGCCAGCAGCGCGGGCAGUUCAGGGAGGCCCAGCUUCGAGCUGUCCCGCCUCUCGGACGUAGCCACGGUUCCAGAACCUUCGUCCGUGGCCAGCGCCGUCCACAAGCCCCCCGCCGCUGAGCUGGUGCCCCUGGCCGCCUCGUGCCCUCCUCAUCCCCAGCCCGCCGUGGGCCACCAGGACUACACGGGCGUCCUCAACAUGGCCAUGGCUCAAGCGGCCGGCAAGCCGUCCGGCGUCCUGGGCCACCACCACCACCACCACCUGUACGGCCCGUACAGCGCCGAGCAGCACCUGGGCCAGUGGAGCGGCGUGGGCGCUCCCUCCGGUCAGUACCCGGCUCACCCGCCGCCGCCGCCGCCGCCGCACCUGCCCGCCGACUACGGCACGCAGGCCGCCGUGCACCACGGCUACCCCCACGGCCACUCGGCCGACUGGAGCCAGUACCCGCUCUUCUCCUACUCCUGCUGGUGAGCUGUGCCAGGCAGGCGGGCGGCCACAGUGGCACUGACUGGGUGAUCACCGCGAUGAAAGACGAUCGGUAGCUCAGGAGAGGAGAGGAGAGGACGGGCGAGCAGGCUGCAACUCUGGUGCUCUGCUGGGAGGACUCAGUCACAGCCCCCCUGUCUGUGUGUUCAAAAGAGCCCAACUCCCCUCGUCCCCACUCCACUCAUGCAUGCUGUUUUGCACUGAAAGAUUGAAGAAGCUGUGAGGAGGCGUGCCGACUACUGAAGGAGGAGAAAAAGGAGACUGUGUUUGUGGGAGAAAUAGGGAAUGAGAGAGCGAGAGAGAGAGAGUGUGUGUGUGUGUGUGUAUAUGUGUGAUAGCGGGAGAGAAGGAGAAAGAGAGAAUGUCCACAGGCUGAGAGGCCAAGAGCACCUUCUGUUUGAACACAGGCACAGAGAUGGCCUAGGCCUCCUCGUCAUCACGGAGAGACUGGAAUGAAGUGAGCAGCAGUGAAAUAAGACUCGCAUUGGUCCUCGUUCAGCUCUUCACUCUGAAUGUUGGUAUUGGGGAUUAUGACGUCUGCAGAAGGACUUCUGUUUGUAAUUCCUUGUUCCGUUACCGUGGGCCUGGGAAAAGUGCUUUGUUUUGACGUGUGUCUAUUUAUUUAGUGUUUGGUCUUAAUGUCCUUUGCUGCUUAAUAUUAUUUUUGUAAUAUAGAAAAGGGAAUAAAGCAUUUGUGUGAUGUCAAUGGAUGUACUAAAAUUGCUAUGUGAUUUACAGAUUUAAGAAGUGUUUGUGUCAUGAAUUAAAGUGUUUGUAACACAAUUGUAACGGGACACCUCUGAAGUUCCAAUUGCCUCAGAACAAUGAGGAAUAAACAGGAGUA
Molecule: messenger RNA, 2934 nt
Organism: Sardina pilchardus (European sardine)
Lineage: Eukaryota; Metazoa; Chordata; Actinopteri; Clupeiformes; Clupeidae
Gene: tbx16
Product: T-box transcription factor 16
Exons: 8
Coding region: 654-2075 (473 amino acids)
Biological process (GO): heart morphogenesis; cell fate specification; pattern specification process
Cellular component (GO): nucleus
Molecular function (GO): RNA polymerase II cis-regulatory region sequence-specific DNA binding; DNA-binding transcription factor activity, RNA polymerase II-specific
Source: RefSeq, a predicted model, not a curated record